AUGAUAGAGUAAACAACAGUUUACUGCUGAGUGAUCUGAAAGAUACGAUAUACAAUAAGACAACAACAACGACAGCAAUAACAACAACAACAACAACAAUAAUAAUAAUAAUAACAACAAAACAACAACAACAACACCUUUAGGUAGAGCAGACGACACAUAUUUUGGUUACAGCGUGAGAACAAAAGAAGAUGACGAAGCAGCAGGAUAAUAAUUGUAUGAGUAAAGUGAAACAAACGUUUUUGUUGACGUGUAUAUUGAUGUUUGUGACGUUAUUUGCAAUGUACGGCUCAACAGAACAUUUCUCAAACUAUUCUACAGUUUUUAAACGCCAUGUUUCAAAAUUUAGACGAAACGUUUCAAAGAUAUUUAGAGAUUCAAUUUUUAAGAAUAAAUUAGUUUUGGAUACAAAUAAAACACAAGAAUUCAAUUCUUCAGCAAAUGGUUUAUAUGAUGUUUAUAAUGUAAGAAAUUCAAGUAAUGUGACAAAAAUGGCGAUUCAUACCGGUACAGAAAAAGGACUUCUUGUUAGCAACUUAAAUGUGAAACAGGGAACGGAAACAAAAGAGUUCCCUGGUAUGCCUGACCCAUGUGCGAAACCCAGACGCAAAACUGGCGUAGAGGAUAUACUUUGUAUGAAACGACCAGAAUUUUUGCCCGAAUAUAAAAACCCCUGUUGGAUGGAUGAUGAAGGCCAGUUCCGUUGUUUGCCAUACUUUCAUCUGAUUGGAAUUUGUAAAAGUGGAACAUCUGAUUUCUUUAAACGACUCCUGCUUCAUCCAGAUAUCCUUCCCAACAGAGGAAUCUUUGGCAAAGAAAUAUGGUACUGGUCAUGGAAACGUUUUUCUAUAAAGGACCGAGGCGGAAGGUUGAAACUGGGAAUGACCCUCAAAGAAUUCAUGCGACAAUUUGAUUCUGAAAGGAUACGUACAUCGGUCGAUAGCCAAGGUCGCCACACUAAAAUAACAGGACAUGGCGACCCAAUGGAUAUCUGGGAUAGAUUCCGCGAAGAGGCCACACCCCAGAACACGCCCGGGGCGGAGGAACUACUCUGGACCACGCCUUAUUCUGUACGCCAUAUAAAUCCAAAUGUUAAACUUCUUCUUAUGCUCCGAGAUCCCAUUGAGAGAUUGUAUUCCCAUUAUUUUCACAGUGGCGCGGGAAGUUCGGCUCAAUCUUUUCAUGCUCACGUGACAAUAUCAAUAGAACUCUGGAAGAAAUGUGUCCAACAACACUCAGUGAGACACUGCAUAUAUUCACUGAAAUUUAAAAGCACUUUGAGGGCACCUAUUUAUACAAGUUUUUACAUAGUGCAUUUGAAGGAGUGGUUGAAAGCGUUUCCCAGGGAACAGUUAUUUAUAUUUAGAAAUGAAGAUUACUCCGCCGAUAUUAAAGGAACAAUGCGACAGAUUUUCAAAUUCCUGGAUGUUCCAAUUCCGAGUGAAACUAUUUUAGACAAGAUGAAAUCAUUGUCGCAUUUUUAUGAAACAAAAAGUAAGAAAAGGGCCGGACCCAUGCUGCCCGAGACUAAAGCAAUGCUAGUGGAGUUAUAUAGACCUUAUACAGAGGAACUUGCAGCGUUUCUUAAAGAUGAAAGAUUUUCUUUUAAGGAUCGUUCAUUCAAAAGUCGAUGAUACUGUUUUAUUGUAUUUAUUAAUGUUAAGAAUUGCAUUAUUUACAUUUAUAAGUCUAUUCAGGCCGGUCUAGAAUUGAAAGUAAGUUGGCACUAAGCUUUCGGUAGGUCACCGAUCUAACUUACAGGGGCGUAGUCACCUUUAUUAAACGUGUAGGCCAGUAAAAGGGGGUCAAAAUCAAGUUCCGAUUACAAAGAGCCAGUUGCCCGUUCCAAAGUAUUUUCAAGGAAAAUUAUCAAAACAAUAAUUUUAAACUAUGAAUUUGAUUAGAUGCAAACUUUACUGAGGACGAUAAAUCAUUAAUAAGCCUACACUUGAUUCGACCAUACGACUUGAACGGUGACUACCAACCCACCCCGCCUGUUUUUAUUGUAUUUUUGAGACUUUUGAAAAUGUCAAUUUCUUGACCAACUUGUAGGCCCGGCCUACAUGGCCUAAUAGUAGCUACGCCACUGCUAACAGAAAACAGACGCUUUAUUCUGAAUCUGCAAUGUAUUUACAAAAAAUAUAUAAUUACAUAAUAUAGCGUACUUUAUCAGACAAAUGAGUAAAACAUCACCCAACUUAAUCAAUACUCCCUCAAUAAUGUUUCUGCUCAUUUUUUCCCUUCCGGUUUAAAUUGACUGGAUAUCCGGAAUGAUGAAUUUGUUAUUGUUUAUUUUUUGAAUAUUUACGAAUUUUAAUUGAUGCACAGCAACAUUGAUUCUAAAAGUCCCUCUAUAGUUAAACAAUCGUACAGAAAAAAUAGUUGAAAACAAUUCUGUUUUGAAACGAGAGUGGUCACACAGUACCAGUAAGUCAGUAUCAAUAGGGUUCUCUUUUUUGUUAUAUUUUUCAAUAUUUGAAUGAUUAACAAAAAAUUAAUAUUUUCCGAUUCCAAUGGUACAUAUUUUUCCAAUAUAACUCUUGUAUGUUUAAUCGAUAUGCUUGCAAAAAUUGUGACAAAGUAUUGCCACAUAGAAAUAUUUGUUCAAGCGUAACGGGACAAGUAAAAGAGCUAUCGGUAGAUAUUUACCUGAAACAUGUAUGAUUUUAAUGCAAAUAUUGAACGCCAAUCCCGAUAACUGUAAUGCGUUUUAUAAAGGUAGGCAACUCUUCUAAACAUAUGAAGUAUUUGUUUCCUUGAUUCUUUGUUAUUGCCCCUUUGCAUUUUCAUAAAUUGCUCAAUUAAGUUUACGUUCAUUACCCUAGUCAUGCACAGAGGUAUAAUAAUACAUUUUAUAUUAUUACAUUCAUAUCAUUUUAUAAUUUACAAUGUUUUAGUGUUCAGUUUAUAUAUUUUAUUACAAAAAAAUUCUAUAUCUGUUUUCUUACAAAAAAGAAAUGAGCCGCGUCACGACAAAAACAACAUAGUUCGUUUGCGAACAGCAUACGCGGAGUCUGAUCAGGAUCCAUGCUGUUCGCUGUACGUUUCUCCACUUGUAAUAGAGUUGGUAAGCGAACAGCAUGGAUCCUGAUCAGACUGCGCGGAUGCGCAGGCUGGUCUGGAUCCAUGCUGGUCGCAAACCCACUAUGUUGGUUUUGUCGUGACACGGCUCAAAACAGUUUGUCUCAUCUUUGUGUCAACAUAUUUAUGAUUUUAUGAAUUUAUAUGAUUAAUUUUUGUAUCAUUUCUGAAAAAAAAAAUGUUUACAUAUUAAUUAUAUUAAAUAAUAUAAUUAUAUCUUUAUUUAAGCAUAAUGCUAAAUAAACACUGUCAUAAUAUAUUUUACAAAUCUGUAAUAGAAAUCCAAAUCCCGUAUGUUCUUAAAUAAAAAAUAUUGAAAUAAAUACAUGUUGAACUUUUAGUUAAUAUUCACUUUUGUAUUAACUUAUUAGUUUAAGAUCAAAAGUAAGACUUAGAAAAUCGUGAUGUGAUUUAUUCUAUGCUCUCACUGUCACAAAUCCUCUCUUCCGGCUCAGCUACCUCAAUCCCCCACCCCCCGGCAACUGUAUUUCAAUUGGCGCCAUCACGUGUCAUCUUUAACAUUUGUAUUAUAUAAUGCUAGUUAGGCCAGAGUGAUACACAGCUUAUCCAGAAAUACAUGUACCAUUCAAGAUGCUACUUCGAAAGUUUUCAAUCUCGUUUUCGCUCUUGUUGAAUCUCAAGCACGCGCGCGGAUAUAGUGUCUCUUGUUAGGCGCACCCCAUUUUAUAGAGGAAAGACCAAUAACACAUAUUAUCGACUUAUAGUCGAAAUAAUCCAUAGGCGGCCAUUUCCGAUGAACAUUUACUAAUCUAAAGUUUAUAACGUAUUUACUUACAUGUAUAAUAGAUUGAACUCAAGAAUGAUUUCUUGUUUCUAUUUUAUAGUUUUAUUGAUGUUAUUAAUUAUAAUAUUUUUUUAUUAAUUUAAUUUGUUAAACCCAUCUCAGAUUGUUGAAUUAUACUAUGGUCAAAUUGUAUAAGCGAAAGUUAUUUUAGAAAAUUUAAAAUUUAUUUUCUUAGGGGUGAAUGGCUCCUUUGUACACAAAGAAAUACAGUUGUCUCUAACAUUAUUUCUAACAAUAUUCUAAAGCACUUUUUAUUAUCACAGUUUUAUUUUAGAUGAUAAUAAUGAAACUAUUGCACAAAGAGCAAAUGCGUUUUUUUUUAAAGAAUAGCUUUAAAAGUGACACACUUGUAGCUUAUUCAUGACAUAAAACCAUAUUAAAAAUUGUA
Molecule: messenger RNA, 4274 nt
Organism: Ruditapes philippinarum (Manila clam)
Lineage: Eukaryota; Metazoa; Mollusca; Bivalvia; Venerida; Veneridae
Product: carbohydrate sulfotransferase 15-like
Exons: 7
Coding region: 192-1634 (480 amino acids)
Biological process (GO): hexose biosynthetic process
Molecular function (GO): N-acetylgalactosamine 4-sulfate 6-O-sulfotransferase activity
Source: RefSeq, a predicted model, not a curated record